Capsicum annuum is the source of this 4465-nucleotide messenger RNA. Its product is annotated as protein CYCLOPS. Gene Ontology annotation, molecular function: sequence-specific DNA binding. NCBI's taxonomy places the organism in Eukaryota, Viridiplantae, Streptophyta, Magnoliopsida, Solanales, Solanaceae. The coding region runs from base 1237 to 2733 and encodes 498 amino acids. Gene Ontology annotation, cellular component: nucleus. The transcript is spliced from 11 exons. Gene Ontology annotation, biological process: arbuscular mycorrhizal association. The record is from RefSeq and is a predicted model, not a curated record.
CCAAUGUCAUUUUCAUGGCUUUCGUCAUUCACUGCGUCUUCUAAUUAACUGAAACUCAUUCAUUAGCACAAUCUCGACCGUCUUCCCACAUAAUUUCAUCGCAAAUUUAGGCUCAUACACUAUAUUUUUUUCCCAGUUUAACUUUUAUAUACUGACACUCUGUAAUUAGUGUAAUAAGUAUCUGAAAAACAAGGCAGUUAAUAUGUUACAACAAAUUAAAGUACAUAACAAAGGAUAGAAGAAUUUGAUAUGAGAAUAUUAUUUGGUUUUUGCUAUAGGAUCAAUUCUUGACAUAGCCGGGGUUGAUCGGGAACAGUCUCUCCAGGUUCUACCGGACCCCACCCCAUGUAGGGUAUAUUGGUAUUAUACUAAAUAUGUUGCCCUUCUUGUUGAUAAAUUUUUGAUCAUCUAAAAGUUAGAUUAUAUAUAGAAAACAAUAAAAGAGGAGAACGCAACAUGAGAUACUUUCUUUUCUCUUUACUUCUUAGGGGGAUUAAGUAAGUGUCAUACAGUAAUAUGGAAUGGGAAAAGUUUACUUUACUUUCACUAAUUGACAGAUACAAAAUUAGCUUAGGAAAGAGGACAAGUAUAAGCUAACUGGAAUCUAAUCAAUUUGGAUUUUUGUUAAUUCCAUUAACAGUGGAUACUAAUUUUUAAUUAAUCCCACUAUAUGUUUGUCAAUUUUUCUGACUAAGAAAGAGAUUAGCUUGGAUGUGACGUUUGAUGCCUUCUAUUAUACACCAACUUUUCUUUCCUUUUUAACUACAAACUUGUUAGUAUUAAUCUGGAAUGUUGUUAGUCCUUAAGUCCUACUGCUAAACUCAGCACCUUAAUUUUUUUUUUCAACAAGAAUUUGAAUGUUAAGUAAAUAGGUUUGAAUUCUCGUUUGCAAUCAAGAUUUGAUUAAAAUUUAUCUCUUUAGGUUGCUUCUCUAGGUGGGAUUUUGUAUCGAGUCAGAGUCGAGCUAGGAUUUUGAGUUUAUGAGUUUUGGAUUAUAGAAAAGACAAUUUAUUGGUUUUGGAUAAAUUAGGAUUUUAAACACAAAUAUAUCAUUUAGGGGGAAGCUAUUGAGUUCUGCUGAACUCGUAGACAGGCUUGUAGCUCUGCCCCUUUGGUAGGAACUGAUCAAUGGUAGCAUUGUUAAGUACUAGUUCAUAAAUCUUGGUAGAAAGUAAAAUCAAGUAGAUUUUAGUCUACUUACGUGUCGAGAAGUUCAGGGAAGGGACAGGAUAGGAAAUGGAAAUGGAGGGAAGAGGAUAUUCAGAUUUCUAUAGAAACACAAGCGAAGAAUUGUUCAUAAGAACUAUGAUGGAGAAUUCAGUAGGAGGAGUGCCUGUUCCUACAAUGGAGAUGUUGGGCUUUAGAAACAUCUCUCAUUCUCUUCGAACUGACAGUGAGGAACUCUUCAAAAGCUGGCUCACCAGUGCAGAGAAUAACGGCAGUGAAACACCGAUGGCUCAUCGUGCUCAACAGACGUCACGAAGGAUCUCCAGUGAACUUGCUGGUCUAUCUAGCCAGCAGAAUGGAGGAAUUCAGAAAAGAAAAGUGGCUGACACUCUAGAUCCAGAAAAUAUAUCUAUUGCCAAUGAAUCAUCUAGCAACCUAAACCAACAUUCAACCAGGGACGUAACGGCUAGAGAAAUGCAAGCUAGCAAUCUGUUUUUAGCCAAGACCUGGUUCCAUAGUUCUCAGCCCAUGACGAGAAGUCGCUCCUCUGAGUUAAGGAGGAGGUAUGCAGCUAUGCAGCACUCACAGUCUACACUAGCUCGUGAAGCCUUGCAUAAUAUCCCCGGAAAUGCUGUAAAUAACUUUAAAGAAGAAGUUUCUGAUCCCACAGGGUACACUAACAUGUCAAUGUGUGAAAUUACCAACCAACACAAUACUUUUAUAUCUCCAUCAAAUUCAUCUUCAUCAACAUUUGAAGCACAACAAAUGGAUGGUCCAGAUAAUAUUUCUUCUGUUGUAAGCAUGCUAAAGGGUACCUUAGAACGGAAGAAAUUAACGAACUAUCAUACUGCUAGAGUAGCCAUCGAGGAGAAUAUGCUGGGAAGUUAUGGAAAUCAAGAAGUCUUUUGUAACUCGGGCAUGAAUCAACAUCCAGGGUGUCAUAUUUCUGAAAGUCAAGGGACAUAUCAGGAUGCAUCCAUUGUUCAAGUCAUCGAUACAGGGAUUCUACAAACAGUUCAAGGGUCAUUAGAUGUCAUUUUAGAAAGUAUUAUGGCUCCCUCAAAUCCAAUCCAGAUGGACAUGGUGUCACAGGAACCUUCUCAAAGUGAAUCUUCUGUUGCUGCACCAAUAAUCUCAAUUGGUUUUGAUGCAUAUGAUGGUCUGAGCAAUGCAAGUCAAGCUUUAAAUGUGUACGAGGGCUCUAGAAAUCAAGUUGGAUAUGCAAGGAGCUCAGAAAAUGGUUCAACUGCCAGAGAUAUUAGAGAACGAAUAUAUGAUAACGUGAAGGACAACCAAAAGACAUCACAGAAAGGUGGUCUAGUUCGACAUGAAUCUUUGACAUCAGUGCAAUCAGCGGAAAAUGGAGAUCCUAAGAAGAAGCGAAGAGUGGAGAGGUCUCGGAAAAUGGCAGAAGCCAAAGAGAGAAAUUUAACAACAGCAAUUCCUUCAGAUAUGCAAUCCCUUAUGAAGCGCUGUGAGAAUUUGGAGAAGGAAGUCCGCUCACUUAAACUUAAUUUGGCGUUUAUGAAUAGAUCAACAAAUAUUUUCCUCAACCACAAAGCUUGAUUCGCUGCUGCUUGCCGCCACAAAUUCUGCCUCUGCAGUGGAUUUAGCCACAAUAUCUUGCUUCUUUGAGCACCACAAAAAUAUUUCGGAGCCAAGCUCCAGAUUGCUCUUCAUGUCAUCUACUGAUCCAGCCCAAUCACUAUCAGAAUACCCAAGUAGUUUCGGAUUUGGAUUUUUCUGAAACUUGACACCAUAAUUAAUGGUUCCUCUGAUGAAUCUGAUUACUCUUUUUGCUGCUUUUAGAUGCAGCUCACUAGCACAAUGCAUAAACCUCGAUAAAAUGCUUACAACAUACAAAAUAUCGGGUCUUGUAGCUGUGAGAUACAUCAAACAACCGACUAAGCCUCUGAAGUACGUUUCCUCCACUUUCUCUGCUCCAUCAUUCUUGCUUAGUUUCUCUUUUUGGUUCAUAGGAGUACUCAUCUCCUUGCAAUCUUUCAUGUUGAACUUCUUCAGAAUUUCCUUAGCAUAUUUCUUCUGAAAAAUGAAAACUUCAUUCUGUCCCUAUUUGAUUUCCAUUCCAAGAAAAUAGGACAUUAGGCCAAGAUCAGUCAUCUCGAAGGCUUGCAUCAUUUCUUGCUUGAAAUCCUCAAUAUGCUUUGUAUUGCUCCCUGUAACUAGUACCUCAUCAACAUAUAUAGACACGACAAGAAUAUCAAUGCCAUUAUGUUUAACAUAAAGAGUAGAUUCUGAUAGACUCUUUUCAAAGCCUAACCCAAGCAAAUGAUCAUCUAUUCGACCAUACCAGGCCCUUGGUGCUUGUUUAAGUCCAUAAAGCGCCUUUCUUAGCCUGUAAACUUUGUCCUCUUUUCCUUUCGUCAUAAAGCCUUCGGGUUGCUCAACAUAAAUUUCUUCCUGGAGAAAACCAUUAAGAAAUGCCGAUUUGACAUCCAUCUAAUACAUUUUCCAGCCCAAUUGUGCAGCAAGAGCAAGAAGUAACCUGAUCGUGUCAAGCCUAGCCACUGGUGCGAAUGUAUCAAAAUAAUCCACACAAAAAAUUUGAGCAUAUCCCUUAACGACAAGCCUUGCUUUAUGCUUGUUGACUGAACCAUCGACAUUUAACUUUGUUCUGAAGACCCAUUUCAGCCCAAUUACUUUUCUGUCUUUAGGUUGAUCAACAAGCUCCCAAGUCAUGUUCUUCUCAAUCAUAAACAACUCCUCUUUCAUUGCAGUCACCCAAUUUUCAUCAUUCUUGGCUUCAAUGUACCCAGCAGGUUCACAUACUGCCACAUUACAUCUCUGAUAUAUAUCAGUGAGUAGUCGAGUACCUUUAAUCGGUGAAUGAUCCACCACUUCAUCUUGCGAUGAGAGUGAUAUUUGCUUUUCAGGAACUUUGGCAGGAAACUUUUGUGCUGAGUCCAAAGAGUUCAGGACAGAUUUCUUUGAGUCUUCCUAACACCAUUCUUCAUUCUCCAUAAAAUACACAUCUCUACUAAAGAUUAUAUUUUCAGUUUGCGGUUGGAAGACUUUAUAUGCCUUUGAAACUGCACUGUAUCCAAUAAAAAUGCCUGGAACAAAUUUCUUAUCUAGCUUGUCGCGUUUAACUUGAGAAACAUAGGAAAAACAGAGACAACCAAACACUUUAAGGAAGUUUAAUGAUGGUUUGAACCCAUACCAAGCUUCAAAAGGAGUUCGACCUUUCACUGCCUUUGUGAGAAACCUAGUUUGGAGAAAAACUGAUGUAUUUGCUGCUUUUGCCCAAAAUUUCUUUGGCAAGUUCUUCUCGUGCAAC